CCCGGAGCGCGAGCGCGGCUUCUUCCGGCUGCUCCCGGGCGGCGGCGCUGCCUGGUCCCGGGCGGCCGCGCGGAGGGCGGGCGGCGAGGCCGGAGGGAGAGGCUGGCGGGCCCCGGGCCUGCGGCGCCGCCGCGCUCGCGCCAUGGACCGAGACCUUCUCCGCCAGUCCCUGAGUUACCACGGGCCGCCUUUGCUCGCGCUGCUGCGCAGCGAGCAGCAGGACAACCCGCACUUCCGGAGCCUGCUGGGCGCCGUGGACGCCGCCCGGGGCCCGCCGCCGCCGCCGCCGCCCGAGCAGCUGCCCGGCAGAAAGGAGAAGAGAGUUGAGAACACCGAGAUACAGACGUUCAUUUCCAAAAAAGCAGACCUGCUCUUCGCCCUUUCCUGGAAAUCAGACGCACCUGCAACUUCUGAAAUCAGCGAGGACAGCGAAGAUCACUAUGCAGUCAUGCCACCUUUGGAGCAGUUCAUGGAGAUUCCGAGUAUGGAUCGGAGAGAGCUGUUUUUUCGAGAUAUCGAGCGUGGUGAUAUAGUGAUUGGAAGGAUUACUUCUAUCCGGGAGUUUGGGUUUUUCAUGGUGUUGAUUUGUUUAGGCAGUGGCAUCGUGAGAGACAUAUCCCACUUAGAAAUCACAGCUCUUUGCCCAUUAAGAGAUGUGCCUUCUCACAGUAAGCAUGGGGAUCCUUUAUCAUAUUACCAGACUGGCGACAUCAUUCGAGCUGGAAUCAAGGAUAUUGACAGAUACCAUGAAAAGCUUGCAGUCUCCCUGUAUAAUUCAUCUCUUCCACCUCAUCUAUCCUCUAUUAAAUUAGGUGUGAUUAGUUCUGAAGAACUUCCUUUGCACUACAGGAGGAGUGUUGAAUUAAAUAGCAAUUCUUUGGAGUCUUAUGAAAACAUGAUGGAGAGUUCCUUGGGAUUUGUUAACCCAGGAGUAGUGGAAUUCCUUCUGGAAAAACUAGGAAUAGAUGAAUCUAAUCCACCAUCUUUAAUGAGAGGUCUGCAAAGCAAAAAUUUCUCUGAAGAUGAUUUUGCUUCUGCAUUAAGGAAGAAACAGUCUGCAUCUUGGGCUUUGAAAUGCGUGAAAAUUGGAGUUGAUUAUUUUAAGGUGGGACGCCAUGUGGAUGCCAUGAAUGAAUACAAUAAGGCUCUGGAAAUAGACAAGCAGAAUGUGGAAGCUUUAGUAGCUCGAGGAGCAUUAUAUGCAACAAAAGGAAGUCUGAACAAAGCAAUAGAAGAUUUUGAGCUUGCACUGGAAACCUGUCCAACUCACAGGAAUGCAAGAAAAUACCUCUGCCAGACACUUGUAGAAAGAGGAGGGCAGUUAGAAGAAGAAGAAAAAUUUUUAAAUGCUGAAAGUUACUAUAAGAAAGCUCUGGCAUUGGAUGAGACUUUUAAAGAAGCAGACGAUGCUUUGCAGAAGCUUCAUAAAUACAUGCAGAAAUCUUUGGAAUUAAGAGAGAAACAAGCUGAAAAGGAAGAAAAACAGAAAACAAAGAAAAUAGAAACAAGUGCAGAAAAGUUGCGUAAGCUCUUAAAAGAGGAGAAAAGGCUAAAGAAGAAAAGAAGAAAAUCUUCUUCUUCCAGCGGUUCUUCUUCUGGGGAUGAAUCAGUUUCUUCCUCAUCAUCUACUUCCUCUUCUGAUCACAAAAGGCAUAAGAAACAUAAGAAGAACCGUUCAGAGUCUUCUCGAAGCUCCAAGAAGCAUUCGGUUAAGGCACUCUCAAAUCAGGUAGAUCAGAACAGGAAAGAUGAUUCCUUCCCAGUUCCACCCAAUACUUCAGCCUCUUUUCUUACCCAAAAACAUGAAGUGGAAAAACUGCUGGAAAAACAGGAUAGGUUACCAUAUCAAAAGAAACAGGUAAAAGAGAAAGAUAGAUGUUCUCUGUCUUCAUCUUCAGUAGAAAUUCUGGAGGAUAUUGGAGGUAGGUCUGAAGAUCCAAGAGAUUUUUCUAAUAGUUACAAAACUCAGGCAAGUAGUAGCAAAUCUGAAAAGUCUUAUAAAUCAGAAAGACCUUUUUCUUACAGAAGAGAUUCCUCAGACUCCUGCUACAGGAAUUCAGAGGAAAAGAUGAAAAUACAGGGUUAUAAAAGAUUUGAGAAAGAUGUGGAGGGACGAAAAGAGCAGUAUAGGAGGUGGGAGCCAGGCUCCAUGAGGCACCCUACCUCCCCCGCAAACUCAGACUACUCAUGGAAGUCAGCUGAAAAGUACAAAAAAUGUAAUUACCCUGGAUCACGUGAUUUUAGUAGACAGGAGCAGAGAUACCAGUUAAGUAAAAAUCAAGGAGAGUAUGAAAAAGAGGAUAAUUAUGAGGAGGAUGUUAAAACAGAGCUUCCAGAAGAAGCAAGUGGUAAAGACCAGUCAGAAAGUGGAACUAAAAAAAAUUUGCCUCAGAAUUUACUCAAUAUAUUUAAUCAAAUAGCUGCAUUUGAGCGAGAAAAGGGAAAUAAACCUAAAAACUAAUGUCAAACAAAUUAGCAUCACUGGACUAAAGACUGUUAAUAAAGGUUUUGAACUUUUUUUAGGCUUAACAGCCUAUGCAGACAUACGUACUUGAAGUUAUUUGUAGAUGUUGCAGAAAGCUAAGGCUUUUUAAUUUCUUUUAGUUAGUUUAUUGCUGUUAUAGAACCCUCCCAAAACUUGAUUUUUAGUGUUUCAUGUAUGUAUAUGUGUAGUAUUCCUUGUUUUGACAGUUUGAUUUUUUUUUUAAUACAAAGAUACUUCUCAAAGUAUUUUUAAUUGUACAUGAGAAUAGCCAUGUCCAUCAGUCCUUAUUACCUUGUUUGAUAAAAAAUUUAAAUUUGUGCUUUGAACACUUGUACUGUUUAUCGUAAAAAGUCAUUUCAUUUUAUUUUCUGUUAAAUUAAAAGUCCACGGUCUACAAAAGAAUACUUAAAUUUGAGUGUUCCUUAUGUGCUUAAAAUUAAAGUGCUCCUUAAAUUUAUUCAUAAUUUGCUUAGUUUGAGGGAUUUUUGGUAUAACUUCUUUUAAAAUGGUAGAUUACAUGUCUGUUUGACUUCUUAAUAAGCCUGAUUUAAUUCAGUAUAAUCUGUAUAGAGAAAUUAAGGCUUCUACUUAGCUUAACAACUAUUAGGAUUAAAGUCAUAAAACUGGGCUUUUUCUCUGUAUUUUUAAGCUUUAUAUACUGCUAGUAGCAUAACCAGUAUAUUUUAACUUGGAGACCAGAGCAGUAACACAGUGGGUUGGGCAUUUGCCUUGCAUGCAGCUGACCCAAGUUUCAUCCUUGGCACCCCAUAUGGUCCCCCAAGUCCCACCAGAACUGAUCCCUGAGUGCAGGGCCAGGAAUCAACUCUGAGCAUCACUGGGUGUGGCCCAAGAUUAAAAAAAAAAAAGACUAAUAUAUUUUCACUUUAAUUCUUGACAAGACCCUUGAAACCAUUUCUACAAUAGAGCAAAAUAAAAAUAGAAUGAACAAUACUGGCAAUGCAAAGAGAAGCAUAUUACUAUAAUCUUUUUCUCCUCAAAGGAAGAAACUUUGAUAAUUGCUCAGGUGUUGGAAAUCUCCAAUUGGGAAAGUAUUAGCUAUGCCUUUAAAUAGCCUAGUGUUGACUAGAGCUUUAUACUUCAUAUAUGUAUAUUUUAGAGAGGUUUUUUUUCCCCUUUUAACCAGUUUUGAGGUAACUUUUGACAUAUAACACCAUGUAUAAGAUUAACAUAAAACAUAAUUUGACAUAUGAUGGCACCAUUACUGGUGCCCGCUUGAGCAAAUUGGUAAGCAACAGGAUGACAGUGACACUGAUAAUGAAAUAAUUAGUAUAAUAUGCUUUGUGUACGUUUCAUAGGUAAGGGAAAAAUACCUUGCGAUAAAAAAAUUUAGAAAUUAACGCUGAACUUUCAAAUGCCACAUAAUUAUGGUCAUUAUGUUGUAUGUUAUCUCUAUAACUAGAAAUUAGACCUGUCUCCAGUUUCCUCUUCUCACUUCUCUCUGCUGACCACAAAUUCUGAAUUUGGUUUUGUUUCAGGUUGCUUGACAAAAGUGUGAAAAAAAUUCAUACUUUGAUUUUGUCACAAAUAGCAGGUUUACCUGUGUGCAUACAAACGCCACAACUCAUGCCGUAACAGAUGGGGAAGUGCAGAUAGCUCUUGAGUGUAAUGUUUCAGUGUAUUUGGAAAUACACCAGGAGAGAAAUUGCUGAACCAUGUGACAGGAUGUGAUUUAAAUUCUAACCUAACUGCUCUCCACAGUGCCUGUGCCAGCUGACAGUCCCCAUCACAGGUUCCGCGUCCGCACUUGCACUUACUGCAAGUCUUUUGGAUACAAACCAUUCUUACAGCCAUGAUUUGUUUAGUCAUUGUGGUUUAAUCUGCAUUUCCCAUAUGGUUAAUUGACACUGGUAUUUUUUCCUGUUUGCUAUUUGUAUGACUAGUUUAGGAAAAAAAUGUUCAGAUCACUUGCCCAUUUUCAGUUGCGUUAUUUGGGGGUUUGCUACUUUAGCACCAUCUCUCUCUUGAUGUUACCUUUCUCCUGUGUGGCUAAGCCAACAGCCUGUUUUUUUUUUUUUUCCCCAAUAAAUUCCAGCAACCAGGACUUAAGGAUAGUACAUGGAUCAGAAGUCUCCUUUCUAAUUAAGAUACAGAAAUGAGUCAUGAAUGUGAAUUUAAAAUGAUCUUACAGAAUUUUCCACGUUAAGAUUCUAGACACAAUAAAUGACAAAGGCCCUUAUUGUCAUCACAGUAACAGUAGACUUGGGAGUGGGAAGUACGCAUCUGCUUAUCCAUCUACAGAGGUGAGAGUGAAUGAUAAAGAAGUUUUAUUCUUUGUUCUGUCCUACAGCUCCUCUAACUAUAAGAUAUUAAAACUCUCAACGUCAGUGAUGGGAGCUUAAUGAAAAAGCUAAACUUUACUUUGCAACAGACUGAAAGAAAUCUAGUCAAAAACAAUUAGGUAAUGGUAGAAAUAGGACUCCUACUCCGGGAUUUUUCUUUGCAUCAAGAAACUUACACGAAGGGAUUCCUAAUAAAGUUGGGAUUUUAAAGUGUGAAAGCAAUCUCUUGAUUUAGCCUUUGACCUUUUAAGGAUUCCUAGUAAAGUCAAAUCUUACAGCAUCUUUAGUAUCAUUGUCAACACUUUGGCUUAAUGUUACACCUACAUUUAAGGCAAUUAGGACAAAAACUUAGGUAGCGCCUGAUUCAAUUCACAGAUUUCUUCAACUUACAAAGUUGUUUCUCAAGAACUGCUUUCCUGGGGUAUAUGAUACUUUUGAAUAUCUUGGCCAUUUAACUAAGGAUGUCUUCAGGAAAUCUCCCAUUGUUUCUUAUAAAGACUCAGCAAUUUUUUUUCUUAACGUAUCUACUAAUAUUGUGUGCCUUGGUUUCCAUUUGUAUAUGGAAACUUUCUAAUGCUAUAGGUGGAUGUUAAGCUAACUCUAGAUAAGGAAGUUAAUAGGGUAUAUCUCUUAUCUCGAUAUUUAGAAUAAUUACACCAAAGAUAAAACUUUUAAGAAUUAAAGACUUACACUUGCCUGAGAAUCUAACCACUACGCAAAGACUGUUUUGUUGUAAGGUUUGUAAUGCUUCGAAAAGGUCCUUUGUAGUUUCUGUCUUGGUUUUUUUUGUUGGUUGGUUGACUGGUUGGCUUUUGGGCCACUCUGCACUGCUCCAGGAUUACUCUUGGCUCUGUACUCCAGAAUUCUGCCUGCGGGUGCUCUGGUGACUAUAUGGAUGCUGGCGAUUGAACCCAGUUGGCUGCAGCAAAGCAAGCACCCUACACACUGUACUAUGUCUCUACCCCUCAAACUUGGUACAUGUUAUCUAUGUCUAAUUAUUUCAAAACUCUUGUGAUUAACUCUUACUGUGUGUGACAAAUGGUAAAAAGCAUGAAAGAAUUAACGUUCAAGGCCAGGAAGAUCCAAGGGCAGAAGCAUAUGCCUUCCUUCCAUGCUUAAGGCCUGAGCUGGAUCCCCCGGUACCACAUUGCUCCGCCAAGCUCUUUGGGAUGUGACCCCCAGCAUUGCUGGGUCUGAGCAUCACAGCACCAGCACUGAACGUUCAGGUCUGUGGCUGGGUACUGCCCAGUGUGCUGCCCAGUUCCCUGGAGCACUCUGGGAGGCCCCUCCCCAAAAGAUAACUUGCCCAAGGUUACAGGACUAAUAAGCCAAUUUUUAUUUUUUCAAUAAAAAAUAUUGAGGUUUUAUUCAAUUCAGUUUUAUUUUUUCAAAUUCCAUUCAUUUUUAUAAUGCCAUGUGGCAUCUUACAUGCUUCACACUGUAAGUCAUAAGGUUUGUCACAGGUUAUGAUGGUUCUGAGUAAUUUACAAGAAAUCACAGAGAAUAAGAAAUCUGGUGAAUAUUCACAGGGUGUAAGAUUAAUCAAUUUUUAGAUCUUAUGUACCUCAUGCAAUAAAGCAAUGUUUUAGCCAAAAUAAAUAAAAUGAUCUUUUUCA
Sorex araneus (European shrew) is the source of this 6401-nucleotide messenger RNA. It is a transcript of the gene TTC14, whose product is annotated as tetratricopeptide repeat domain 14. The coding region runs from base 143 to 2461 and encodes 772 amino acids. Lineage: Eukaryota; Metazoa; Chordata; Mammalia; Eulipotyphla; Soricidae. Gene Ontology annotation, molecular function: nucleic acid binding; protein binding. The record is from RefSeq and is a predicted model, not a curated record. The transcript is spliced from 12 exons.